Molecule: messenger RNA, 666 nt
Organism: Mycotypha africana
Lineage: Eukaryota; Fungi; Mucoromycota; Mucoromycetes; Mucorales; Mycotyphaceae
Exons: 3
Coding region: 138-509 (123 amino acids)
Source: RefSeq, a predicted model, not a curated record
CCCAAUCGUAUUUUAUAACGCCUUGCACAUAGUAUUGAAUAUGAUUAAAAACAAGAAAAAAAAAAAACCAAAACCAAGACACCUAAGUCACCCCCUUUCCCUUUUUCUUCUUCUUUUCUUUCUUAUUCCUAUAAAAAAUGGAAAAAGUUAAAGAGAAACUCGCUGACCUUCGUGCGCAAACCGAAAAUGCAAAUGCGUUAUGUGAAGAAUAUACUGCCAAGAUUAAGGCACUAGAACUUGAACAAACACAAAAGGAUCAUGAAAUUCUAUCCCUCAAUAUCCGUGUUAAGAACUUGGAAGCGCAAUUAGAAAAGACUGAAACCAAAGUGAAAACUGUCUCUUCCGAUUUUAAUGAUGCUGGUUUAAAGGCAGAAGAAGCUGCGAAGAAAGUUGAAAACUUAGAAAAUGAACUGGCCGAAAAGGAGCAAUAUUAUGAAGAAUUACUCGAAAAACUCAAUCAUGCAAAGAACGAGCUGGAUGAAUUGGCCCGUCAAUUUGAGGAUAUGUAGAGAGGUGAAGGAGUUCCUCCUUUUAUUUAAAUGAAAAAUAGCAAGGAAAUACCAUUGACUCAUUAUAUAAUAUCGUCCUAUCAAUAAAGCAAGGCCAACAUUAUUGAUAAGAGAAAGCUGGAUAAGCUGUUGACUUUGAACAAUAGCGAUCUAGUGG